Xenopus laevis (African clawed frog) is the source of this 3406-nucleotide messenger RNA. It is a transcript of the gene plcd4.S, whose product is annotated as phospholipase C delta 4 S homeolog. Gene Ontology annotation, molecular function: C-type glycerophospholipase activity; calcium ion binding; hydrolase activity. Bases 633 to 2909 code for a protein of 758 amino acids. The transcript has 18 exons. Lineage: Eukaryota; Metazoa; Chordata; Amphibia; Anura; Pipidae. Gene Ontology annotation, biological process: lipid metabolic process; intracellular signal transduction; signal transduction. The record is from RefSeq and is a predicted model, not a curated record. Gene Ontology annotation, cellular component: cytoplasm; nucleus; plasma membrane.
CCUUCUCCGUGUCCCCUUAGCCCUUAUGGUUUGUGUCUCCUGUUUUCAGCCCUGCCUACCCAUGUAUUUUUAGGGACUGAGUCCCACAUGUUCUUGAUCCUGACAGGGAGGGUGUCUGUCUUUGCUAACUGGGUUACGGGGGGAUAAGAAAGAGAUUUCUGUAGAGCCCCAGGGGGAGAUUAAUACAGUAUAUAAGAGGGUUAGACGCUAAUAUAAGUUGAGAUUGUUUGGGCUGGGGCAUUUACUUUUUACUCUACAGCUCUCUAGACUAUGCUGAACUUCAAUUGGGGUCUGGUGUAAAGCACCUGGAGAGCCGAAGAGCUGCCCAAACCUCUUUACACUUAAUUUAUUACUAUCCAGCCGCCAACAGUGUUGCACUAAGGAAACUGCUCUACACCCGGACCCAUCCUAAUUAAAUGGCACGUAAAGAUGGAGCUGAUGCAGAAAACUCAUUAACAGCCAGAGUUAUUAGAGAGGCAGACAUGUGAUCUGGGUAGAAUCCUGAGACCUGGGAGACAGCCAGCUCCCCUUUCUGUGCAGACCUUGAAACUAGAAAAUAUAAAGGAAACAAAAAUGCUACAUUAACGGCAGAAAUAGGGUGCCAUCACAAUUAAGGGCAUGAAAACAGCACCAUGACAUCCCCGUGCUCUGCCCGCCUACAGCUGGAUGAGAACCUUCAGCUCAUGCAGGCUGGGUCCCUAAUGAGAAAAGUAAAAUCCCGCAGCUGGAAGAAACAGAGAUAUUUUAAAUUGCAAGAGGACUGCAUGACCAUCUGGUACAACUCAAAGAAAACUGGGAACACAAAGUCCACUUUUUCCAUCAGUGACAUUGAGACAGUAAGGGAAGGGCACCAGUCAGAAGUUCUGCAGAGCAUCGCAGAUGAGUUCAAGCCUGAGCUCUGCUUUACCAUUGUGUUCCAUGGGCGUCGAGCGAACCUCGACUUGGUGGCAAACACCCCAGAGGAUGCUCAAUGCUGGAUUCAAGGCCUGGAGAAACUGAUAGAGACAGUGACAAAUAUGGACCAGAAAGACUUACUGGAUCAGUGGAUCUGUGACUGGUUCCAAAAGGCUGAUAAGAACAAAGAUGGAAGAAUGAACUUCAAAGAAGUCCAGGAUCUGCUAAAGAUGAUGAAUGUUGACAUGAGUGAGCAUCAUGCUUACCGUCUGUUUCAGAUGGCAGAUAAGUCAGAGUCAGGAACCUUAGAAGGAGAGGAGUUUGUGUUGUUUUAUAAAGCUCUGACACAGCGUGACGAGGUGCUAAAGAUAUUUCAGGACUUCUCCAAGGAUGGAAAGAAGCUAACCCUGUUGGAGUUUGUGGACUUUUUACAGCAGGGCCAACUAGAGGAGGAAAUCACAGAGGAGAUAGCAAUGGACCUUAUUGCGCAUUACGAGCCAUCAGAUACUGCAAAGAAGCUUCACGCUAUGAGCAUAGAUGGCUUUCUCAUUUACCUGUGCUCCCCUGAGGGAUCCAUCUUCAACGUGGCCCAUGAGCAGCUCUGCCAGGAUAUGACGCAGCCAUUGUGCCAUUACUUUAUCUCAUCUUCUCACAACACCUACCUGAUGGAGGACCAGAUCCGAGGACAGAGUAGCAUUGAGGGAUACAUCAGGGCACUAAAACGAGGCUGUCGUUGUGUGGAAGUGGACACCUGGGAUGGGCCUAAUGGAGAACCUGUUGUGUAUCAUGGACGCACCUUCACGUCUAAAAUCCUCUUCAAAGAUGUAAUUUCAGCUAUCGACAAGUAUGCCUUCAGGGUAUCCGACUACCCAGUCAUCUUGUCCUUGGAGAAUCACUGUGGGGUAGAGCAACAGGAUGUCAUAGCUCAGCAUCUGAAAAGCAUUCUGGGAAAUAAACUUGUCACGAGCACCCUAGAUGGUCGAAUUCCUGUCUGUUUGCCAUCUCCUGAUGAGCUGCGAGGAAAGAUCCUAUUAAAGGGGAAGAAAGUCGGUCGAUUGGAAGACAGCCAGGAGGAGCAGCCUGAUGAUUCGUUGGGUGAGGUGUCAGAGGAGGAAGAGAACGUUGAGGUGGAAGAGGAGAGAAAUGAGGAUAAAAAAAGGGCAAAAAAGUCCAAAGAGCGCCUUUCUCAGGAGCUAUCGGACUGCGUCAUUUACUGUAAGAGCGUGCCAUUUGUGAGCUUCCAACAUUCCAGAUCCCACUACACACUUUACGAGAUGUCAUCAGUCACAGAGUACAAGGCUAGGAAGCUUGUAAGAGAACCAGGGAAUGAUUUUGUCCAGCAUAAUGCCUGGCAGCUGAUGCGUGUUUACCCCACGGGACUGAGGACAGAUUCCUCCAAUUACAACCCCCAAGAUAUGUGGAAUGUCGGGUGCCAGAUGGCGGCACUGAACUUCCAGACGGCUGGAGUAGAGAUGGAUCUGAAUGAUGGCCUCUUCCGUCAGAACGCUUGCUGUGGUUACGUGCUGAAGCCUUCAUUCAUGAGACAUGUGGAGACUACAUUCAAUCCAGAUCAACCACAAGGCACAGAAGGAUAUUCCCCUGUCAAUCUCUCCAUACUAGUGAUCAGUGCCCAGCAACUGCCCAAGGUCGAAAACAAAAAAGAAGGUUCCAUUGUGGAUCCUUUGGUGAGAGUGGAGAUCUUUGGGGCUCCCGUUGACCAAACAAAGCAGGAGACAAAAUAUAUAGAAAAUAAUGGGUUUAACCCAAUGUGGUAUGAGACACUGCACUUCAAAAUCCAUGUUCCUGAACUGGCACUUGUUAGGUUUGUGGUAGAAGAUUAUGACAAAACAUCAAGAAACGACUUUGUUGGACAGUACACUCUCCCGUUCAAGAGCAUCAAAUCCGGAUAUCGCCAUAUCCACCUCCUCUCGCGGGAUGGCACAAAGAUUCCUCCUGCCUCUUUAUUUGUUCACGUUCGAGUUGCAGAUGCAUCACAACCAGAGCAAGACACGUAGAUGGAACCUUCCCAAUAAUGGAUCUGAGUAUUAGAUACCUGACUCUUUUUUUGUUUUGCAGAUUAUUCUGAUGCAAUUUGCACGUUCCUUACCGAAAGGGGAAUAUAUAUACAUAUAUAUCAUCAUCAUUUAUUUAUUUACAUAGCACAGACAAGUUAUAUCGUGCUUUAUAUAUAACUAUAAAUAUAUUUAUUUUUACAUGGUAUAAACUGUACAGUUGUAUAUUUCGGUGCUAUUCUGUUCUAGAUGCUGCUCUGUGCACUGCAUCUGAAAGGCCAAGCAGUGUUAUAUUUCUGUCAAUAUUAAAACUAAUUACUUCCAUAGAAACUGUCCUAGCCACAAUAACCAAAACCUGACUGUUUCUUGCUGCCGCCAUCUUGUGAACUCCCAGUUGCAAAUGUUUGAUAGAUUUUCCUUCCUGUAUACAGAGGUGGGCUCUAGGCCCCAAUGGUUCAUAUAUGCUUCAGUCCUAACAAUAAAGAACAGAUUUUAAUGUG